This is a messenger RNA of Cyprinus carpio (common carp), 1237 nucleotides long. Its product is annotated as beta-2-microglobulin-like. Gene Ontology annotation, cellular component: MHC class II protein complex; MHC class I protein complex. Gene Ontology annotation, molecular function: MHC class II protein complex binding. Gene Ontology annotation, biological process: immunoglobulin production involved in immunoglobulin-mediated immune response; positive regulation of T cell activation; antigen processing and presentation of exogenous peptide antigen via MHC class II. Lineage: Eukaryota; Metazoa; Chordata; Actinopteri; Cypriniformes; Cyprinidae. The record is from RefSeq and is a predicted model, not a curated record.
UCCUCUUCCGUAGGCAGUGUUUUGUGGCUCCAGGAAGCCAGACGUGAACUCGACUGACGAAAAGAAUAAUAGAGACCAGGGACAUCACGGGACAUCACAUUUUAACCAUGUUAAAACUCGCUGUAGUCGCUCUUGUGCUUCUCAGCGCCAGCUGUUUUGCCAAACAAUCUGACCCCAAAGUGCAGGUGUACAGCCGCAACCCUGGAGAGUAUGGGAAGAAAAACGUGCUGAUCUGCUACGUCAGUGGCUUUCACCCCCCGGACAUCACCAUUGAGCUCCUGAGGAACGGGGUGGAGAUCCCGGGCAGCCACCAGACCGACCUGGCCUUCGAGCAGGGCUGGCAGUUCCACCUGACCAAGCAUGCUGACUUUACCCCCCAGACGGGAGAGGAGUACAGCUGCAGAGUCCGGCACAUGACCAACACAAAAAUCUACACGUGGGAACCGGACAUGUGAACGUGCAACAAUUGCCGGAAAUAACAGUUGAUUCUCUUCACCCUCUCUCUCCGAAACGCCAAUCCUGCUUCGAUUUGAUUUUAUAAUUCAGGGGUGUCCCGUCCUGCAGAGCUCAGCUCCAGGUUCAGGUGUGUUUAACUGGAGCUAACCUCUGCAGGAUAGUUACAGCAGUAGAUCCGCACCCUGAUAUCGUCUCUCAGCUGCGUCUGGUCUGAUCUCUAGGAACUCCAGCACUUAUCAGACACUCCUAGAGCAGGAUGGGACACCCCUGAUUUAGGAUAUGCUGCCUGUGUUGCAGGCUGCAAUGUGUUUUCUUUCACACAAUGAAGACAAAUGUGUAACUUUACUUUAAUUUUCUUUUGGUGUGUAUCUUGACAUAAUUAUUAGGGUGCCUGCAGUAUAUAUAUCAGCAAUUUUCUAAAAUCUUGGCUGAGGAAUUUCUUUCCGUAAGUUAGUCUUUAUAACAUUAGCACUUAAACAUCUUAAUGUUUUUUUUCUGAAAUGUAUUUAAAAUUAAUGUGAAGAAUCAGGAGGGGGAGGUUUUGACAAUUUCAGUGGUAUAAUUCUUGCAUACACUGACUCAAGCAUGCUUUUAGUGUUAAAAAUCCUAUGGAAAGAUUUAUUGUCUCCAUAAAUAAAUCAUCAGAGUUUCUUAGUAAAAAUCAGUGACAAAAGAUUGCAAUUUUUAAAAUGUAAGCCAAAUUCUGUUUAUGAUGUAUCAACUGACUGUAGAGUUUAUAAUGCCUUGUAAUUCGGUUCAAUAAAAUAUUUUUCCUUCUUAA